AUGAAUGAUUUGUUUUCCAAUUCCUUUAAGCAAUAUCAAGACUUAAAGAGACAAGCAUACGUUGAUGAUAUGGAGGCUGGUGGUGGUGUCAUAAAUGAAACAGUUGAUCUUGACAAGUUCUUCCUAGACGUUGAAAACGUGAAGAAAGACAUGAUGGUUGUCGAGGAGCUCUACAAGAAGCUACAAGAGUCGAAUGAAGAGAGCAAGAUGGUCCAAAAUGCCAAUAAGAUGAAGCAGCUCAGGUCCAAGAUGGAUUUGGAUUUUACACAAGUGUUGAAGCAUGUGAAGGUCAUUAACGGGAAGCUAGAGGCCCUCGACAAGUCUAAUGUUGAAAAUCGAAAGAUCCCAGGUUGUGGUCCUGGCUCAUCAGCUGAUCGGACCCGCAUAUUGGUUGUUAGCGGUUUGGGUAAGAAGCUCAAGAUCAUGAUGGACGAAUUCCAAGAGUUGCGGACCCUCAUAAAUGAUGAGUACAAGAAGACUGUCGGGCGAAGAUACUUUACCAUCACCGGUGAACAAGCCAGCGACGAAGUAAUUGAUAAUUUAAUAUCAACGGGAAAAGGUGAAGAAUUUCUACAAAAAGCAAUCCAAGAUCAGGGUCGAGGCCAAAUCAUGGACACAAUCUCAGAAAUUCAAGAAAGGCAUAAUGCUAUUAUAGAAAUAGAGAAGAAUCUGAUUGAACUACCCCAGAUUUUCUUAGACAUGGCCGUGUUAGUAGAGGCCCAAGGACAACAGUUGAACGACAUUGAGAGUCACGUAGCCCAUGCAAGUUCAUUUGUCCGACUUGGGACCGUACAACUAAUAGAAGCAAAGGAGUUCCAAAAGAGCUCAAGAAAAUAUACUUGCAUCGCAAUCAACAUUUUCCUUAUUAUUAUCUUCAUUGCGAUUUGCUCCAUUAAGUUAUUGACAAACUUACAUUUCUGA
Molecule: messenger RNA, 921 nt
Organism: Cynara cardunculus var. scolymus (artichoke)
Lineage: Eukaryota; Viridiplantae; Streptophyta; Magnoliopsida; Asterales; Asteraceae
Product: syntaxin-124-like
Exons: 1
Coding region: 1-921 (306 amino acids)
Biological process (GO): intracellular protein transport; exocytosis; vesicle fusion
Cellular component (GO): plasma membrane; endomembrane system; SNARE complex
Molecular function (GO): SNAP receptor activity; SNARE binding
Source: RefSeq, a predicted model, not a curated record